Penicillium argentinense is the source of this 327-nucleotide messenger RNA. RefSeq names its product PHF5 family protein. The coding region runs from base 1 to 327 and encodes 108 amino acids. Gene Ontology annotation, biological process: mRNA splicing, via spliceosome. The record is from RefSeq and is a predicted model, not a curated record. Lineage: Eukaryota; Fungi; Ascomycota; Eurotiomycetes; Eurotiales; Aspergillaceae. Gene Ontology annotation, cellular component: precatalytic spliceosome; U2 snRNP; catalytic step 2 spliceosome. The transcript has a single exon.
AUGUCUCGCCACCACCCUGAUCUCGUUAUGUGUCGCAAGCAGCCCGGCAUUUCGAUCGGUCGUCUUUGCGACAAGUGCGACGGCAAAUGCCCCGUGUGUGACUCCUACGUGCGUCCUACCACCCUCGUCCGGAUCUGCGAUGAAUGCUCUUUCGGCAACUACCAGAAUAAGUGCGUUGUCUGCGGUGGCGAAGGCAUCAGUGACGCAUUCUAUUGUUUCGAGUGCACACGUUUGGAGAAGGACCGAGAUGGCUGUCCUAAGAUUAUCAAUUUGGGAAGCUCGAGGACAGACUUAUUCUACCAAAAGAAAAGUUUUCGAAAUAAUUGA